AUGGGCUGCUGCUUGUCGAGAGAGGACGACCAUCUGGACGGCGGUCGGGAAGCGCUGCUGCCUAAGGGCAGAAGCAGCAACAAGAGAGUGGACAAGUCGGUCGACGUGGACACCGUCAAGAAAGAAGGCAGUGCCAACGGCAGCCACAAAUCGCCGUCGGCUGUCGUCGCAGCGGCUGACGCGAACGCGAAGGUGGCUGCCAAGCCACAGCCGCCCAAGAAGCCGGCGGGGAGCAGCGACUUGCGGGGACAUCAGGGCGAAACGCCGACGUCGAUGGGGGCGGGCGCUCCAGUCGUGAAGCCGCAUAAGUCAGGGGCGAAGACGACGCCGCUGCCCAGAGAGGCCGCAGUGUCUUCCAAGACGUCGUCAGAGACGCCAGUGGAGACAGAGGAUGACGACGUGAUGGCGUCGGCGUUCACGUCUGUAGCUGUUAAGACAGAAGACGUGAACAAAGUCAAACAGAAUGGCGUUGCUCAGGAUCAUGCAACCGAUGGGGCCGACAGCAAAGGAGGCAAUCGCGACAAAGUGCACGACACGCCCAAAGAGCCUAAAUCUAAGAAGGUCACCACCUCCUCGAAAAAGUCCAAGAAGAAACGAAAGAAAGGAAAAAAGUAG
Hyaloperonospora brassicae is the source of this 615-nucleotide messenger RNA. Lineage: Eukaryota; Oomycota; Peronosporomycetes; Peronosporales; Peronosporaceae. The record is from the annotation of a GenBank genome assembly.